This is a messenger RNA of Rubroshorea leprosula, 3414 nucleotides long. NCBI's taxonomy places the organism in Eukaryota, Viridiplantae, Streptophyta, Magnoliopsida, Malvales, Dipterocarpaceae. The record is from the annotation of a GenBank genome assembly.
CCUCUCUCUCUCUCUCUGUGCUUCCUCUGACUUCCUACUUCACUCCGAUCUGCAAAUGCGCGCUCUAUCCAUCUCCUCCCUCAUCCGAUUCUCAGUUUUUCAGUUUUCCGAGCUCAGUUCGACUAUUGUGAAUUCUUGCGAGAAGGAAGCUCCCUCCUCAUAGGUUGGUUUAUAAUGGUUUGGAGAACAUAUUCUGGAGAACAUAUUCUGGUUUCUCUGCUAGGAAACUAUGGAAGGUGACAGGAUAAUCUCUGUUCCUUCGAAUGGGCUUAGCAUCAGUGAUGGUGCUCAGAGAACGCGAAAUCUUCAUGGGAGGACUACUGGCCCGACAAGACGUUCCACGAAGGGACAAUGGACAGCUGAAGAGGAUGAGAUUCUGCGGAGAGCUGUUCAGCGUUUCAAAGGAAAAAACUGGAAAAAGAUAGCGGAGUGUUUCAAGGACCGAACUGAUGUACAAUGCCUGCACAGGUGGCAGAAGGUGUUAAAUCCAGAACUUAUUAAAGGACCAUGGUCAAAAGAGGAAGAUGAAGUAAUAAUUGAGUUGGUGAACAAAUUUGGGCCAAAAAAGUGGUGGCAUAAUCAUCUUAAUCCUGCCAUAAACAAAGAGGCAUGGACUCAAGAAGAGGAGGUGGCUCUGAUUCGUGCACAUCAGGUUUAUGGGAACAGAUGGGCAGAGCUGUCGAAGUUCUUGCCUGGAAGGACAGACAAUGCAAUAAAGAAUCACUGGAACAGUUCUGUGAAAAAGAAAUUAGACUCUUACCUGGCAUCAGGUCUGCUAGACCAGUUGCAGUUUCCUCUUGCUGUAAAUCAAAAUCAGCACAUGCCUUCAUCAUCUUCGAGGAUGCCAUGCAGUGUGGAUGACAGUCUUCUCAAAGGUGGGAAAGAAGCAGGGGAAAUAUCAGAAUGCAGUCAGGAUUCCAAUCGAAUUGGUUGUUCUCAGUCAGCAAGUGAUUUGGCUGCUGUUGUAUAUACAGGAGAUCAACUCCAGCAGACUGAAAUGACCAAUGCAGCAAAGGACCAAAUCUCCAGCCCAGCUUCAUGCUCAGAACCAUAUUAUACCUCCCUGGAUGAUAUUGCCUUUUCCAUCCCAGAUAUACAUUGUGAAGCAGGAUAUUCUUCCAAGUUUGCUGAGCAAAAUUUCUCCCAUGAUGGAGCUGCAGCAAGUGUGGAUUACCAGUUUGAUUUGCAGAAUCUAGGUAAUAUGUCUUCAUUGGAAAUGGGACACGAGUCAUCAGGAUUUGCAAUUCAGUUUAUAGGUGCUAGUGAAAGUUGUGAAGUGGUAAAUGUUCCAUUUCAAACUACUAUGGGGUUAAAUGCUCUUAAUUCUAUGGUAAAUAUGGUCACAGGCUCUGACAAAAAAGAGCAUAUGCUGAUAACAGAUGAUGAAUGUUGUGCGAUACCGUUAUCAGAGAGAGUUAAUGACAGAUGUUUUCCUUCUGAAGAUUUUACCCAAGGCUCAAAUAUGGUUAACUUGGUUGAAAACACAAAUUCAUCACUUUCUAGGCCUUCAGAACUGUCAUCUGAAACCAGAAGAAUUUUGGAUCCGCCAUCUAGUUGCCCUUCAGGGGCUGUACCUACACUACCUCUGGCUGAGGGUGGUGCACUUAUAUAUAGUAGGGAACAUGGUGAUUUCCCUUACGGAACUCAGGAACAAGACUUUAAUGCAAGGAUACAUGAUAGCUUUAUCUAUACAGAUGAGUCUGCCAAUUCCUCAUGUCAUGAUACAGAUAGCACAGGCCUGCAAGAGCAGUCAUACAUUGCCAAGGAUUCUUUGAAGUUGGUUCCAGUGAAUACUUUUGCUUCAGGAUCGAAUAUAGAUAAGUCCUGUCCUUCUGUGGAUGAGAAGCCAAACACCAAUACUGAACAGGAUGCUGGAGCUCUAUGUUAUGAGCCUCCUCGAUUUCCAAGCUUGGAUAUUCCAUUUUUCAGCUGUGAUCUUAUACAAUCCAGUAGUGAUAUGCAGCAAGAAUAUAGUCCCCUUGGCAUUCGCCAGCUGAUGAUGAAUUCUAUGAACUGUAUUACUCCAUUCAGAUUAUGGGAUUCUCCUUCUCGUGAUGAUAGUCCUGAUGCUGUGCUAAAAAGUGCUGCUAAAACUUUCACAGGUACCCCUUCUAUAUUGAAGAAACGCCACCGUGACUUGUUAUCACCUUUGUCGGAAAGAAGAAAUGAAAAGAAGUUGGAAACUGAGCUGGCAUCCAGUUUGGCUAAAGAUUUUUCUCGUUUGGACAUGAUGUUUGAUGAUGGUGAGACCCUGAAGGCUUCUCAGCUACCUCUGACAGAUGACCAUAACAACUCUUGUGACCUCAUUGAAGAUAAAGAAAACCUCAGUCAUGCUUUUGUGGGGGGACAAGACAAUGCAAAAGAUUUCACUGCAUCCUCAGAUGAUAAAGAGAUUUUUGAUAGUGAUGCUAAGACCAAGGUUUUUGAUAGUGAUGCUAAGACCAAGGUUGAUCCAGACGCUCAUCAAACUGUACAGCAGCCCUCUGGAAUCCUGGUCGAACAUAAUGUCAAUGAUCUGCUGUUAUUUUCUCCUGAUCAAGGUGGUCUUAAAGUAGACAGAACAUUUGCUUCAAGUGCCCAAACUCCAAAAAACCAACUCUCUAAAAUCUCUGGAGUUGUAACAAAUCAAGCUUAUGCCUCGGAAAAUUCAUCUGAUAAUCCAUGUCUAGUUGUUUGCUCUCCCACUGUGAAAACAAUGAUCGGUCCGAGUCACUUGGUUGCUGUUACAUCAAGUCAGUGUACUUCUUCUUCAUCGGCACCCUUGGAGAGUUCAGUUGUUAAUGUUGGGAAUGACACUGUUACUGAAAACUAUAACAUAUUUGGUGACACUCCAUUCAAAAGAAGUAUUGAAUCCCCAUCAGCAUGGAAAUCCCCUUGGUUCAUCAAUUCUCUUCUUCCUGGCACAAUUGAGGAUAUUGGAUACCUUAUAAGCCCAGGGGAUAGAAGCUACGAUGCCCUUGGGUUGAUGAAGCAGUUAAGUGAUUAUACUGCUGCUACCUAUGCUGAUGCAUUGGAGGUUUUAGGAAAUGAAACCCCAGAAACACUUGUAAAGCAAAGACAUGCCAACAAUCCCAAUAUAGACAGAGAAAAUAGUUGCAUGCCUCAAAGUCAAAACGAAAGCCGUUCCCAUUUGUCAUCAAAUAUUGUGACAGAACGCCGAAUCCUUGACUUCAGUGAAUGUGGGACACCCGGGAAAGGAAAUGAAAUUGGGAAAUCCUCUGUGGCCAAUGCCACAAGUAUCUCUAGCCCAUCUUCUUAUCUGUUGAAGGGAUGCAGAUAGAGUGUCUUUAGGCUAGAGCCGAACCUGUGUUUGUAGCUUAUGUGAUAUAUAUAGUAUGUUUUUCAUUUCUUUGUUCCAAUUGUUGUCAUAGUAAGUGAAUAAUGAAUACAAUUUAUUAAAUGGUAUAGAGUGUU